AUGGGAAGGUUUCACGAAGACGAUCAACAUCUUGCGUUAGACGCCAAGCAAAAUCGCCAAUCAGACCUACAACGUUGGGAUCGUAUGACACGUUGUACGACACAGGAGAGAAUCGUUAGUUUGUCAUUGCCACAGACAACGAUAGAAAAAUUAGUUGAAGCCACAAGUGCAAUCAAGUCAAGGCGUACUGAGUCUGUUCCAACUAUUAGUCCACAGACAAAACAAACACUGAAAAGUUUGCUAUAUGAUGAGGAUCAAAUGAAUGGAUCGGAUGUUUCUGAAAUGGCUCAAGCUCGUGGGAGUAGAUCAGGUAUUUCCAUCAAACAGAAGGAAGACGCGUCACACGGAGAGACACCUGAAAACUGGAGCGUUAUCACCACGAAUGAUUCUGAAGUUGGGCAUCAGUCGAAACCGAAUGAUAAUCAAAUCAAUAGUGUUUACGAGAAUACUAAUUUAAAAAGCGUGAACACUUAUACAGAAACUGAGGGUAACAAUACCCGUAGAAAAUUGUCAUUGCGAAACUCAAUAGAUGACACAGAAAAAUUGCCGCAGGAAGUGGAAGAUGCAGGGUUCACUAACGAUCAGAAUAAAGAGAUGAGUUCUUAUGGAAAUAGAUCAGAAACUAGUGCUGACAGUGGAGAGAAAAAAUCAUUAAUGCAGCAUUCAACUUUCCAAUCUGAAGAGGAUUCUAACGAUCAGUUACUGAAAAAUGUUCUUAAUGAUAAAAAAUUAGAUGCACCCAAAUAUGAAACUUUUAAUUCAAAACAAGAAUCAUCUUCGAUUCAUGAUGAAACACUUGAUGGUCCACAACACUUCACAGACACCGAAAAAGAAUUGACUAACAAGUCAACAGCUGCUUAUCUUGCUUCCACUAUUAAAGACAAAUCUUCUCCAACUCACAAUAACACUCUUCAAUUGCAUUUGUCAUCGGAAAUAAAACAGGAUACGGAAAAUUUAAAUUCAUUACCAGCAACGCCGAAUGUCUCGCACGACUCCGUUGAAGUAUCAAAGAAUUCAAUGCAAAAACCAACAGGUAAAGGAAAAAGUAAAUUUGGAAGCAGUGUGACUGAUGUAAAACCACCAGGUGAAGAACAAAAACUACCUUUAAAGACUGAGGAUGACAGUGAAUCGCCUUCGAAGAAAAAUCGUGUUGUUGAUGCUGAGAAAACAUUUUCCCAAGAGGUUCAUAGUAAAACUGUCAAUAUAAAUGACGUGCCAUUAAAAGAUACAAGUUAUCCUUCAACAGAUGUACUGUUGCCAGUCUACAUCAAACCGACUGUGAAAACGUUAUCUCGAGAAUCAGUUGAGCUUAUCUGGAAGUUACCAGAUUAUGGAACAAGUAAAGCAUCCAUGUAUGAUAUUGAAAAGAAAGAACAACAAAAAGGCGUUUGGGAGAAGGUAAACUCUGUGAGUGCGUUGCUUGGUGCAAUCAGAGUUGAUGGCCUGAUUAAUUCUGGACAUUGUGACUUUCGUUUAAGAUCAUCAAGUUUGUUAUCCAAUGAUAAUCAAGAAAAAUUAGAUCAGGGAAGUGAACCAUUGACUACAUUUGGUACAUACGUGAAAAGUGACGAAGAGAAACAAUGGAAUAAAGUUGGUAAAACUGAUACAACACAUUUAAGUACAACUGUUGAUAAUUCUAAUGAUAAUACAUCAAAUGAUAAUUCUAAUCUGAGUCCGACAACUGAUGUACAAUUAAAACUGGAAAAUCAAUCAAAUGAUUUACUAGUUGAUUCAUUAUUACUGUUAAAAAAAAUCGACGAAACAUUGGAGUUAGUCGUGAAUGGUGUAAUGAGAGCAGGUAAAAUGUUGUUUAAUCUCUCUAAUUGUAGUUCGCUCUGGCCAGCCAUCUCUGCUACCGGAGUGAAAUUCCGUAACGAUUUUUUUGCAUUUUGUUUUUCUUAUAAUGUUUGAGUAACGAGACGCCUAGAGAUCUAGAAUAUCACAGAUUAAAU
Messenger RNA from Didymodactylos carnosus, 1952 nucleotides. The record is from the annotation of a GenBank genome assembly. Lineage: Eukaryota; Metazoa; Rotifera; Eurotatoria; Philodinida; Philodinidae.